Messenger RNA from Lotus japonicus, 1908 nucleotides. RefSeq names its product ammonium transporter 1 member 4-like. The coding region runs from base 183 to 1661 and encodes 492 amino acids. The transcript has a single exon. NCBI's taxonomy places the organism in Eukaryota, Viridiplantae, Streptophyta, Magnoliopsida, Fabales, Fabaceae. Gene Ontology annotation, biological process: ammonium transmembrane transport; ammonium homeostasis. The record is from RefSeq and is a predicted model, not a curated record. Gene Ontology annotation, cellular component: membrane. Gene Ontology annotation, molecular function: ammonium channel activity.
GCCAUUCAACACCAAUCAAACACCAUCAUCAUCGCUGUUUUCAGUUCAACACAACGCAACACAAACACCGUUGUUACUUGUUAUUCUCUUUGAUUCUCCUAUAAAUAUAUCGAUACUCUUUCUGCAAAAACAUCAAAACUUGCUCUGUUUCCACAACCACCACCACCACCACCACCACCACCAUGGCUGCGGCGUUCACUUGCUCUGCCGCCGACCUCCACCCUCUUCUGGGCACCGGGGCUAAUGCUACGGCGGCGGCAGAGUUCAUUUGUUCCCGGUUUGGUGCCAUCUCGAACAAGUUCACUGACACCGCCUACGCCGUGGACAACACCUACCUCUUGUUCUCUGCUUACCUCGUCUUCGCCAUGCAGCUUGGUUUCGCCAUGCUCUGCGCCGGUUCCGUCCGUGCCAAGAACACCAUGAACAUCAUGCUCACCAACGUUCUUGAUGCCGCCACCGGUGGCAUCUUCUUCUACAUCUUCGGUUUCGCCUUGGCCUUUGGCACCCCAUCAAAUGGUUUCAUCGGGAAGCACUUCUUUGGUCUCAACGAGUUUCCUUCCCCUUCUUUUGACUAUGGAUUCUUUCUUUAUCAGUGGGCUUUCGCCAUCGCCGCUGCGGGGAUUACCAGUGGUUCGAUUGCAGAGAGGACUCAGUUUGUUGCUUAUUUGAUUUACUCUUCGUUCUUGACUGGUUUGGUUUACCCGAUUGUGGCACAUUGGUUCUGGUCUUCUGAUGGGUGGGGUUCCCCUGCAAGAACAGAGAAUCUUCUGUUUGGUUCUGGUGUUAUUGAUUUUGCUGGCUCUGGUGUUGUGCAUUUGGUGGGAGCAGUUGCAGGAUUCUGGGGUGCUUUCAUUGAAGGUCCUCGUAUGGGAAGGUUUGAUCAUGCAGGGAAGCCUGUACCAUUGAGGGGACACAGUGGAACACUUGUUGUUUUGGGGACAUUCUUGUUGUGGUUUGGUUGGUAUGGUUUUAACCCUGGUUCUUUUAUUACUAUCUUGAAGAGUUAUGGUGAGAGUGGUUCUGGUAAUUACUAUGGACAAUGGAGUGCAAUUGGGAGGACUGCAGUGACAACAACACUAGCUGGAUGCUCUGCUGCACUCACUACUCUGUUUGGGAAGAGAUUGCAAACAGGACAUUGGAAUGUGACUGAUGUUUGCAAUGGUUUGCUUGGUGGGUUUGCUGCAAUUACUUCAGGGUGUUCUGUUGUGGAUCCUUGGGCUGCAAUUAUAUGUGGAUUUGUGGCAGCUUGGGUGCUGAUUGGAUGCAAUGUGUUAGCUGAGAAGUUUCACUAUGAUGAUCCUCUUGAGGCUGCACAGCUUCAUGGAGGUUGUGGAACUUGGGGGAUAAUCUUCACUGCAUUGUUUGCUAAGAAGCAGUAUGUAAAUGAGGUUUAUGCUGGGCUUCCUGAUAGGCCAUAUGGGCUUUUAAUGGGUGGGGGUUGGAGGCUAUUGGCUGCACAUGUUGUGCAGAUUUUGACUAUUGCUGGUUGGGUGAGUGUUACAAUGGGAGCUGUGUUCUUUGUGCUGCAUAAGCUGAAUCUGCUGAGGAUUUCACCUGAGGAGGAGAUGGCUGGUUUGGAUAUGACUAGUCAUGGUGGAUUGGCUUAUGAGUAUCAUGAAGACGUGGGGUCUGUGCAAAAAGCUUUGGAAAUUCGUGUUUGAUUUUUAUUUGUAAAGGGAACUACUAUAAGACUCUUCUAGAGUGAAUAAAUAAAGUCAGCUAGUAAGGUUUUAUUAACUUAUAAUUUAGCACUGUGUUACUUUGUAAAGAUCAGUUUAAAUAUAUUGCUAUUGACUCAUUUUUUAUAUUAGACAAACCCAGUUCAGAAGCUCUUUUUUUCUUCUUCUAUUUGUAAAAGCGUGUAAUUGUGGUACAUCAUCACAGAAAUCCAACCAACAACAACAAUUG